AUGACUUCCACCGAUACUUUUCUCGCCAUCCCAGGCUCGGUGGCGUUCUCUCGCUCGCGGGGACAUGCUAUUGCGGCGAGCUUGGGAAUUGAAGAUGUCCGCGCCCAAUGGAUUCACUAUGUGCAUACCUCCCAUCCAUUGGAUGAGUCUCAGCGUGCGGUUCUCGAGCAACUGCUGCGGUACGGCGACAUCACCGACGUCCCUCCUUCCUUCACCUCCGACGACGGCCAAUUCGAUACCUUCCAUAUCUUCCCCCGAACCGGAACUAUUUCACCAUGGAGCUCUCAAGCUACCGGCAUCUCGCACGUCUGCGGCCUCCGUCAAUCUGUGAAGCGUAUUGAGCGGGGUAUGAGGAUCUCGUGCCUCCGCAAGGCUGGUGAGGACUACAAGGCCGGAUACAUGGAUAUCCUUCACGAUCGGAUGACUCAGAUUAUCAGCAACGACGAGCCUGAUCUGAAGCUGAUGUUCUCUGAGCAUGCACCUCGGCCCCUCAAGACAAUCUCCCUGCAGGGUGGCGAUAAGUCUCCCAAGCAAGUUCUCCAGGAGGCAAACAAGGAAUUGGGUCUUGCAUUGGAUGAAUCAGAGAUUGACUACUUGGCUGAGGCUUAUGGUCCGAAUGGUGCCAUUGCUCGUGACCCUACCGAUGUCGAGCUCUUCAUGUUCGCCCAGGUGAACUCAGAGCACUGCCGGCACAAGCAGUUCAAUGCCUCGUGGGUUAUCGAUGGCAAGCCCAUGCCCAACAGUCUAUUUGCCAUGAUCCGCAAUACACACAAGAAGAACCCGGAGUACACUGUCAGUGCGUAUAGUGACAAUGCUGCUGUUCUGGAGGGUGGUCCCGCUGCAUUCUGGGCCCCCGACCCUACCACUGGGGAGUGGAUGCACACUAAGGAAGUCGUUCAUUUCCUGGCCAAAGUCGAGACUCACAACCACCCCACUGCAGUCUCUCCCUAUCCGGGUGCCGCCACUGGAGCCGGUGGUGAGAUCCGUGACGAGGGUGCGGUCGGUCGCGGUUCUCGCCCCAAGGCCGGUCUCUCUGGCUUCUGUGUUUCUGAUCUCCUGAUCCCUGGGUUGCGCCAACCCUGGGAGCUUGAGGUGGGCAGGCCGAACCACAUUGCGAGCAGCUUGGAUAUUAUGCUUGAAGCUCCUAUCGGCAGUGCUGCCUACAACAACGAAUUUGGCCGUCCUUGCACCGGUGGUUAUUUCCGCACACUUCUCACUGAGAUUGACGUCGGCAAUGGCCAGAAGGAGUUCCGUGGAUAUCACAAGCCUAUCAUGAUUGCUGGAGGAGUUGGCACUGUCCGUCCCCAGCACGCUCUGAAGAACCCUGAUGUGGUUAAACCUGGCUCUUACCUCGUUGUGCUGGGUGGCCCGGCCAUGCUUAUUGGUCUUGGUGGUGGUGCUGCCUCUAGUAUAACCUCUGGUGAAGGAUCUGCUGAUCUUGACUUCGCCAGUGUCCAAAGAGGCAAUGCUGAAGUUCAGCGCAGAGCCCAGGAGGUUAUCAACGCCUGUGUUGCUAUGGGAGAUAACAACCCCAUCAAGUUCAUUCACGACGUUGGUGCCGGUGGUCUCUCCAACGCCCUCCCUGAGCUGAUCCACGAUUCUGGCUUGGGAGCCAAGUUCGAGCUCCGCGAGGUCGAUAGCGCCGACCGCAGCAUGAGUCCCAUGCAGAUCUGGUGCUGUGAAGCUCAGGAGCGAUACGUCCUGGCUGUUGGUGAGGACGGCAUCAACAAGUUCACCGCUAUUGCUCAGCGUGAGCGUUGCGGUUUCUCGGUUGUCGGCCGGGGAGGCGGCACCUCCGAGGAAGAGAAGAGGCUUAUUCUUCUUGACCGGGAGUCCAAGGAAUACCCUUCACCCAUUGACCUUCCCCUCUCUGUCCUGUUCGGCAAGCCGCCACGUAUGACCCGGACUGUCGACUCGCGCAAGCUGACUCUGCCGGCUGUCGAUUCCAGCCUCGCCAAGUAUCUGCCUUCGCUCUCAUCGAAGGUGGAGCUGGUCGGCGAGGCCAUCAACCGAGUCCUGUCUCUUCCUGCUGUCGGCUCGAAGUCCUUUUUGAUCACCAUCGGUGACCGUACUGUUGGUGGUCUUACUGCCCGUGACCAGAUGGUUGGCAAGUGGCAGACCCCUGUCUCUGACGUCUCGGUCACUGCCACCUCUCUGCUUCAGGGUGUCAAAACUGGUGAAGCUAUGGCUAUGGGAGAGAAGCCUCUUCUGGCUUUAAUUUCCCCGGGUGCUUCGGCUCGAAUGGCCGUUGCCGAGUCUCUCAUGAACAUUGCUGCGUCUGACUUGGUAGACCGCCUUAGCCAUGUCAAGCUGUCUGCCAACUGGAUGUCCGCCAGUAGUCACCCCGGCGAGGGUGCUGCAAUCUACGAGGCCGUUGAGGCCAUUGGUCUUGACUUGUGCCCCAAGCUUGGUAUCAGUAUCCCUGUCGGCAAGGACUCCAUGUCCAUGAAGAUGAAGUGGAAGGAUGAGGCCACUAACGAGGCCAAGGAGGUCACUGCUCCCAUGUCGCUUGUCAUCUCUUCCUUUGCCCCGGUCGGUGACUACCGCAAGACCUGGACUCCCGCUCUGCGCAGUUUCGAGGAUGUCGGCGAGACCGUUCUCAUGUUUGUUGAUCUGUCCUUCGGCCGCAAGACCCUCGGGGGUUCGGCUCUGGCUCAGGUCUUCAACGAGGUCGGCACCGAAUGCCCUGAUAUCCGCGAUGUCGACAUCUUCCGUGACUUCUUCGAUGCAACCCAGCAACUGCAGGAGGCCGGUAUCGUCCUUGCCUAUCACGACCGCUCGGACGGUGGUCUCCUUACUACCCUCGCCGAGAUGAUGUUUGCUGGUCGCUGUGGCGUGGAGAUCAUGAUCGACAAUAUCUGUUCCUCCUUCCAUACUCAGGACGUUGUUGAGUCACUCUUCAACGAGGAGCUGGGUGCCGUCUUCCAGGUCCGCAAAGAGCACGAGAUCCAUUUCCGCUCCUGCUUUGCCACUUGCGGUCCUCCUCCAGGCCUAAUUCACAAGAUUGGUCGUGUCUCUGAGAAGCAGAAGCAGAACCUUACUAUCUACCACAAGGCCUCGCUAGUCUACCGCGAGACUCGUUCAAACCUCCAGCAGAUCUGGUCUAAGACCUCCUACCACAUGCAGAAGAUCCGCGACAACGCCGAAUGCGCUGAGCAAGAAUUUGAGAACAUCCUCGACAAUGCCAAUCCUGGUCUGUCGUGGAACCCUACCUUCGAUCCAAAGGAUCGCGGCCUGCCCAUCAUGACCAGCCUCUCCCAAUACUCCCCCUUCUCCAACAAGCCUCGCGUCGCCAUUCUGCGCGAGCAAGGUGUCAACAGUCAAGCCGAGAUGGCCUUUGCCUUCAACACCGCCGGCUUCUCCGCGGUCGACGUCCACAUGACUGACAUCAUCUCCGGUCGUGUCUCACUCGCCAGCUUCGCCGGUCUCGCCGCGUGCGGUGGCUUCUCCUACGGUGACGUCUUGGGUGCCGGUCAGGGCUGGGCCAAGUCCGUCCUACUGCACGACAACACUCGCAAGGAAUUCCAGGGCUUCUUUGAGCGUCCUGACACCUUCGCCCUGGGUGUCUGCAACGGCUGCCAGUUCCUGUCGCGUGUCAAGGAGCUCAUCCCCGGUGCCCGCAAUUGGCCCAGCUUCGAGCGCAACACCAGCGAGCAGUACGAAGGUCGUGUCGCCAUGGUCCGUAUCUCAGACCCCGACCCCUCACGCCCCAGCGUCUUCUUCCACGGUAUGGAUGGCUCCUCCUUCCCCAUUGCUGUCGCCCACGGCGAGGGUCGCGCCUCGUUUGCUAGUACCCCCGGCCAGACCGCUACCGACUUCGUCCGCGAGGGACUCGCCCCGGUCCGCUAUGUCGACAACGCCACCCUGAAGCCGACGAUGCGAUACCCGUUCAACCCUAACGGCAGCCCGGAGGGUAUCGCCGGUGUGCGCAGCCCCGACGGCCGUGUCUUGGCCAUCAUGCCUCACCCUGAGCGUACCGUCAUGAACGGUAUCGCCAGCUACCUGCCUCCAAACGCCGAGGAGUGGGGUGACAUCGGUCCUUGGGGCCGCAUCUUCUUCAGCGCUAGACGCUGGGUCGGUUAA
Molecule: messenger RNA, 4083 nt
Organism: Penicillium canariense
Lineage: Eukaryota; Fungi; Ascomycota; Eurotiomycetes; Eurotiales; Aspergillaceae
Product: phosphoribosylformylglycinamidine synthase
Exons: 1
Coding region: 1-4083 (1360 amino acids)
Biological process (GO): 'de novo' IMP biosynthetic process
Molecular function (GO): phosphoribosylformylglycinamidine synthase activity
Source: RefSeq, a predicted model, not a curated record